AUGGAUUACUAUUUUGGAAACCCUAAUCCGAACCCUUGUAACCGUCACUCUGCCGUAUUAAAUAUGGCUUCUCCCUUCUCCGAGUUCAUGUUAUCUGAUUAUCUCAUGCUCGAUGAUGUUGUUGAUCAUCAAGAGUCUUGGUCCCAAAGUACAGAAACUGAAUCAUCCGAGAAAGCAGCUUCCAGCGAUGCCAGACACGGUGAUGCAACCUCCACCACCACCAACAUGCAAGUAAAAUGCAAAAAUAGUGGGAUUAGGCGAAAGAAGGUAGAAGUUAGCCAAAGGGUCACGUUUAGGACCAGAUCGCAGCUUGAGAAUAUGGAUGAUGGAUAUAAGUGGAGGAAAUACGGCAAGAAGUCAGUGAAGAACACUCCAUACCCAAGGAACUACUACAAGUGUUCAGGUGAAGGAUGCGAUGUGAAGAAAAGGGUGGAAAGGGAUAGGGAAGAUUCAAGCUAUGUGUUAACGACAUAUGAUGGUGUGCACAAUCAUGAGACCCCCAGUACUGCGUACUACAGCCAAAUGUCCUUGAUGCAUUCUAGUGAUUGGGCGCUGCAGCCUUCUGUAAACUCAUCCUCUAUUUCCUAG
Molecule: messenger RNA, 588 nt
Organism: Abrus precatorius (Indian licorice)
Lineage: Eukaryota; Viridiplantae; Streptophyta; Magnoliopsida; Fabales; Fabaceae
Product: probable WRKY transcription factor 50
Exons: 3
Coding region: 1-588 (195 amino acids)
Biological process (GO): regulation of DNA-templated transcription
Molecular function (GO): DNA-binding transcription factor activity; sequence-specific DNA binding
Source: RefSeq, a predicted model, not a curated record